This is a messenger RNA of Podarcis lilfordi (Lilford's wall lizard), 23979 nucleotides long. Lineage: Eukaryota; Metazoa; Chordata; Lepidosauria; Squamata; Lacertidae. The record is from the annotation of a GenBank genome assembly.
AGUGAGCUCCGCGCCUCGCUUUGAGCGAGAGGCGCGAAAGGGAAGCGGCGCUGAGGGCGAUGGCUGCGCGGGCGGCGUCCGCCUCGCGUCUCCCGGCGGCCGUGGGGGCUCUCGGCUCUGCCUUGCCCGGGCCCCGCGUCCCCCCGGAGGCCUUCCGCCUCGCCAAGCUCGGCCGGCCCCAUGCGGUGGGUGGAAGGCGCGCGAGCGGCCUGUCUGUGAGGGCGGGCGGCCUGGCGGGAUCCCUCAGCCCCGCUCAGCCUCACGCCUUUGUUUCGCGAAACACCCCAGAAAAGCAGCAGGAACCUCGAAGCGGUUGGCAGGGGGGAAACGGGAGAAAGGUUUAAAAAAACGGAGACAUAGGCAUCGCCUCACAAAAAGUUUUAAGUGCCCCAUGGCGUUUCCGAGCGCCCGGGGCCGAAGCGAGCGCGGCAGAAGGAAGGCGCCGGCCUGUUCUCAAGAGGCAGGGAGUUCCGCAGGGUGGGCGCCACCGCGCUCCGUGGAGAAAUAGGUGGGGGUGAUUUCGAAUCCCCGCGACGGGGCGAGCUCCCGUUGCUCGGUCCCUGCUCCUACCGACCUAGCAGUUCGAAAGCACCUCAAAGUGCAAGUAGAUAAAUAGGUAGCACUCCAGCGGGAAGGUAAAUGGCGUUUCUGUGCACUGCUCUGGUACGCCAGAAGCGGCUUAGUCAUGCCGGCCACAUGACCCGGAAGCUGUACGCUGGCUCCCUUGGCCAAUAAAGCGAGAUGAGCGCCGCAACCCCAGAGUCGGCCACGACUGGACCUAAUGGUCAGGGGUCCCUUUACCUUAUGUGGCGCCUGUAGUCGGGUUGCUAUUCCCCCGGUAGAAAGGGCCCGUCCACGCCCCCCAAAGGCGAUCUCGUGGGCAAAGUGGACCCGAGUUCGUUGUUAAGAGCCUCAUAUGCGCCUUCAACUCGGACCCCCAGCAGAUUGGCAAUCAGUUGGACAUUAAUAGAAUUAAAACUUUAAUUAAAAAAAAACUAUAUAUAAAAUGUAGGUAACUUAAGCAAAAGCAGCACUGUGUAGCCCUUUAGAUGUCAGUUCAUGAAAAGGAGGAGGGCCCAGCCCAAGUGUUUGCAUAAGAGAUAUCCCCUCCUCUUAGGAAAGCUUUGCUCCUUUCAUUUGUGGCUGAGCUAGAUUGUGGGGGUGGGGGGAAGGCUUCCAGAGCUAUUAAGGCCCAUUGCUGUAAGGUUCGGCUUCAGUCCUAAGCACAUUUAUAAGGAGUGAAGUCCCACUGAAUUGGUCACAACUGCACAGUUUCUAUAGCAGAGCUUUCCAAACUGUGUAGCGACACAUUAGUGUGCCGGCUGCAGUGUGUAGGUGUGAUGUGAACGCUCCUCCCAGGGCUGGAAAAGGGUUAGCGUUAGUUUAACCAGCCUGCAAAACUGAAUUACUGUGUCACAAAAUGAUACAUGUCUACAAAGUGUGACACCAACGUGAAAAGUUUGGGAAGCUCUGUUCUAGAGCCAUCUGCAUUUGUCUUGUGAUCCUUACAUAUGGUGGUUAGGUUUGUUGGGGGGGGGGUCAACAUUGGGGGAGAUACGCAGCUCAGGCCUGCCUGGAGUGCUCCAUUCUGUGACCUGCGUGUGUUCCUUAUCAGCUAAGGUUACUCGCUCAUGAGAAUUGCAUUCUGUUGGUUUAAUGUUUUAUGAGUGGUUGGCAUCCUUAAGGAAGGCAGCCUUGCUUCCUCCCCCCACCCCACCCCCCAGUUUGUGGGGACAGCAGAGCAGAACCUGCACUCUUCAAGUUCCACUGUGGCCUCUAGGUUUUGCAACUUGUAAUCCCAAUUUCUCUUGACACGUUACUUUUUGAAAAAUGAAACCACCUAAAAUUGACUAAAAGAACUGAGUGGUUUUCAGCUUAACUUUUACUUAGAGCAGACCCAUGGAAAUGAAUGAAUAAGUUAACACCAUUGCUUUCAGUAGGUUUAAAACUGAAGUUGAAUACCACCCACUGUGGUAUUCUACUCCCCUCUGAACCAUCAGAAGGAAGCUUGGGUUUGGGUGUGGGUGUGUGUUGCGGAAGGGGGAUUAGUGGAUUUCUUUCACCCAGUUGAAUUGCAUUGUAAACAAUACAGCAAAUGUUUUAGUGCUGUUGUCCUCCUUAAACAGACUGUAGUAUUCUGGAAACUACUGUAUUCUCUUCUGAAGCAAUUCCAAGGUGGAGGAUGGAUGGAGCCUGCUGACACAGGUAGCAAAUUACUAUUAAUCUGGGAAAAUAUUAAUUUUUUGUCAAAAAUUAGUGAUAAGUGUAUGCAUAAUACAGAACUUUAUUUGUUUAAUAGAUAUUUCCAUUAAAAAAAAAAACAAAGUAGAACAGCCACAUUAGGAAAGAGACACAAUUAGUAAAACAGGAGAGUAAAAAUAUCUCCUAGCUAUAACCAAGUCUGCAAUCUCCUCAGCUGUUUCAAUGUCUUGGGAAAUUAAAGGCUUCUGGCCUGGCACCAAAAGGGCAUUCACAUAAUCAACAGAAACUCCCUCGGGGAGAGUAUUCCAUGCUUUGAAAGCAACCACUGAACUUGCUGUAGGAAGUUAGAGGGGAAGGUUGCAUUGCUGUUAUUUGCAUAGCCCACCUGCCGUGUGAAUUUGUUCUGGAGCUUUGUUCCCCCAGGACACAGUUGAUUUUAAAAUUGUGGAAAGUGACAACUGCUGCCUUAUCUGCCUUCCCUUUAUAGGAAAGCUUUUUAAUCCGCAAUGUUUUUUAUAAUGUUUUUAUGUAUGUUGGAAGGCACCCAGAGUGGCUGAGGCAACCCAGUUAUUAAAUGGGCAGAGUACUACAGUGGUACCUCAGGUUACAGACGCUUCAGGUUACAGACGCUUCAGGUUACAGACUCCACUAACCCAGAAAUAGUACCUCGGGUUAAGAAAUUUGCUUCAGGAUGAGAACAGAAAUCACACAGCAACGGCACAGCAGCAGCAGGAGGCCCCAUUAGCUAAAGUGGUGGAUCAGGUUAAGAACAGUUUCAGGUUAAGAACGGAUCUCCGGAACGAAUUAAGUACUUAACCCGAGGUACCACUGUACUAUUAAUAAUAAUCAUCACCUGCUUCCUAGGUACCCAAGUCAGAUUCGUCAGAAGUGUAGCGUUGAGCCUUGGCUACAGAAGACCAGAAUUUUAUCAGCUUCCCCCUGAUGGUUCAGAGGGAAGCAGAGAACUACUGUUGGUAUUUUCCUGGUUUCUAUGCAAAAUUAGCUUAAUGGAGCAGUUAUUGGCCCUAAAUAGAGUGAAACUUUGGGAUGAAGCAACUGUUUGCAUGGUGAGUAAUUUUUUUGUUAAUAAUUUUCAGGUAUCCUUUUUUUUUUAACUAGGAACAAGAUAUUGGAGGGUGGGGCUGGACAUGAAUGUGUAUUGCAGUUUUGUUUCUGUUGCUUGUUUCGUGAAAAUGGCAGUGCUGGUUUAAGAAAAGACUCUUAUACAGUAGAUGUGGUUUCCAAUGCAUUUUGAGGAAUAUAUUUAAUUCCUGGUUUCAGGAAUAAUCUGAUGUGUACCUUGUUGGAUACAUUACAUUUUCGUCUGCUUAGGUGAGCUGAAUUACAAAAGUGGUCUUGAUCUAUUUUUAACAAGAAGCAUUAAGUAUCAAAGCUUUCCUGAAAGACAUCAGGAAACAUAUUAGUUGUGCGCCGCAAUUCUUUUCAUUGUUGCAUUUUCUGCAACUGUUGUCAGUCUUCUCUUAGCAUCUUCUGUGAUUUUGGGGUCACGUUGUAGUGGAGCAGCUGACAGGUAUGUGUUUGUGUUCUGUCUUACUUCUGUAAUUUAUCAAACUGGGUUAUUGGUAGGAUAGAUUUGCCAACAGACUGCGAGAGUAAUGUUAAAGGAAACAGUUGUAUUCAUUGUGAACUGAUACCGGAUAAGUUAACUUCUGCAAAAAUCUAUUUUUAUUAAUAAUUAGUAUCCCACUAUUUUUUAGAAACUUUAUUCAGGACAGUCUGCCACUUAAAAAUAAAACCAAAGUAGAAUCAGUUAAAAACAUUACAGAAGAAACAUAUUUAAUUUCAAAGUCUACUUGGACUUUGUGGGAGCUGGGGCCAGGCACAUUUCCAUUUGCCAUGGAGAAGCAGGUCUGAAGAGGGGAGGCCAUGGACCAGAUCUAGAGGUAACCCACCCUUGUUUUAGAGGAAGCCCUCAUGAGGCAGUUUACAUGGGGGGGGGGGGACAUAAAAACUGUAAAAAUUAGACACCAGAGACCAAAGCUGGAGCUUGUUGUAUAGUAAUGCCUGGUUUUAAAUAUACUACUGCUGCAGUAGCCUCAGAAUUGAGUUAUUAAUAUAUCUCUUGGUUGCCUGCAAAAUGGAUUUCUUGAACUUUGCACCUUGUUCCACAACCCACUUCUGUAAGUGCUGUUUAAAUUGCCAACAGGUGGCAGCACAGUUAUAGUGGAAAGUCUUUUCAAUAGGAAAAUUGUUCCAUUGAGCAAUGUUUUACACUUGCAGCAAUGCAGAGGCAUCUUGCACUUGCUUUUUCUUGCAGAACACAUUUUCCCAGCUUGCUGGUUAUGUUAAAAAUGAUUGAAAUAUAAAUAUUUGAUGCUCCCCAAGAUAGUGUAAUUGUGCCACAAGUAUGACUCCAAUGGGGCUCUUUGAGAGUUUGCAGCAUCAUGCAGAAUCUACAGGCAAUGUGUUCUGCAACACAAUGGGGUUUGGAGUAGCUAAGAGAACAAGGGCACAGGUCCUUCCUCAGUUUACUGGCUCAUUGCACCCUCAAGAACUCAGAAUGAUUUUUAAAAGGUUUGCAAAAGAUUUAUUAGCUUUUGUGCCAGCCUUGUUCAUGUGAUCACUGUGCUGGUGGGUGAUUCAGCUGGCUUUCCCCCCCGCCCCCGCUCCUCGUCUCCCAUCUCUGCCUGAGUCCAAUAACUUAGUUGUCCUGGUUGUGGACUUUAUGGGGAGGACAUUCAUAUUUCCCGCUUCUUUAAAUGGAUUCAAAAUGCUCCCUAGCAAUAUGGCUGCUGUGAGAAUUGCUUUGCUUUGUUGCGAUCACUAUUCUCUGCCUUUUCUUCUAAGGUUUAGAAAGUUCUCUGAAUCUCCUGAAUCUUUUGUUUUUUUAUUUACUAAAAACAUUUUACUCCACUCUUGAGCAGAAAAAGGCUGCCACUUGCAAUGAUCAAGAAUAAUAAUUCAUUUUCAUUUCAUUGGUUUCUUAUAUUCUGAUUGUCUUUCCUGAGGGAAACCUAAAGUGGCUCACAGAAAACAGCAACUUGAUUAACACAAAAUAUCAGAAUGAAAGUCAGUAUAGCAGAAAAACAUAUUUGCAAAUAUAAAACAUCGGUCGUGUGAAAGCAUGAACUUACUUUCAAUAAAUCUAUUAAAGCCAGAAGAAUUAAUUCUGCAUCUGUGCACAAUGAUGAGAGCUGCCUUGCAUUCGUGGGGCUGCCUCGACCGCCUUAGCACAAGCAGGCAGGCGCUAGAGGAGUGGCAGAUUUGCCCUGUGCCUCCUGGGGCUGGGGCUCCUUCCUCUUGGCACCGGGUGCUAGAGGAGGCGGUGGCUUUGCCCACCCAGCCUCAACAGGAAGAAGCAGAAGCUGUGCGUGGUGAUGCUAAUCAUCUCCGUGGCUGUGUGAAAGCAUGCAUGUGAAAGCGGGAGGGGGGGCAUACCAACUGCUGGUUUGCACCCCCCAGAAGAGUUGCGGUGGCAGACUGUGGCUCUUUGAUCCCAAAAGCUUAGCCAUUCCUAGUCUAAAGAUAAACGUAUUGGGGGAAAGCAUUUUUUUUCAAGAUUUUGUUCCUUUCUUCCAAUUUUAGUGUGAUACACCUUUGAAAAGCCUGCAGGGUGGAGAAAGCCUGGCUCCAAAAUCUCAUGUGAAAGGCCAAAGGGAUGUCCGAUACCUGCAGUGGUUAAAUGGCUGUCUGCAGUUCCAGUGGCGAAAAUGCCACACUGAACAGCAAGAACAAUGCAAGCUCCUGAAUAAGGUAAUGAUUUGGCUUGUAGAUAUUUCAUCUUUCUGCAUUAAGGUUAAAGUAAAACUAGUUUUGGGUUGUAGAUAUAACCCAUCUAACAUUAUUUUGCUGCAGACUACACUUCGCAGAAAAAAAUGACAGCAAGCUGCCUUAUUCAAAUCCUGAGAAUUUUUCUUUCUAAUUUUGAAGACUAUGGAGAUCAAAACAGAAUGAAAAUUCAUUCAUAGUUUUAUUUAGAAAUUGACAUGCGUGCUCGUAAUCUAUUCGUCUCAAGUGUACCAAUAGUAUUAAUGUAUUGAUUAUGAGAUAGGUGGUGCGUGCAUGUAUACAGAUAGAUAUAAUUUCUAAGCCCACACCUCUCUGUUCCAGGUACAUUCAUACACAAUUGGUUCUCAUACUGAUCCAAUUAUUGGCCAUUUCUCCAUCACAGAAGCAGAUGUUGUCAGGCAACCAGAGAAUUACAAACAGGUAAUCCUUUUGUGGCAUAGUGCUAUGUUAGAAACUAUGGAGAAUUCUGUGAAUCAAUAUGUAUGCCAGAAUUGGAGGACUAGAUUUUCAGCCCUCAAGCCAUAAUCCACCAGAAACGGAAGACUUCCUAGCUCCGUGAUUCCCCAAGCGGACUGGCUGGUCUCUUGAUGUACUGGGUGCCUAGAUGCAGGCUGAUGCCGUUGGACUGUGUGAGCAUCUUGAGGCCUUCGCAAGAGAAUUGUUACAAGUGCUUGUAAUCCACCCUUCACUCAAAGGUCCCAGAGUGGGGAAUACAUAUCUGUUAAAACCAAAAGUUGAUAAUAUAAACUAAAAAACCCACAUCCGUAUCAUUAACAGUAAGCUUUAACAGUAACAGUUCGCAGUAAAAUCCCAGUAAGAAAGCUGAAAAGCAGCAAAAAUGAGGCAGAAGUACGCUCAGUCCCCAGUGCACCCUAGGCCUCCCCCAAAGCCUAGACAAAGAGGUAUGCCAUCAUCUCUCUCCAAAAGGAGAGCAGUGCCAAGCAUAACAAAGAGGAGGUCGUUGCAUAAGCACGGAGACACCACAGAGAGAAUCUUCCCAUAGACACACACACUGUGGACCUCAAUUGACAGGGGAGCAUGGAGAGCCAAUGUGUGUGUUGUGUAGGUUGCAUGCAUUCCAAAGAGCAUGGCACUCACAUAUGCCUAGAUUCAUAGGAAAUUUGAUUCUCUAUAGUAUGUACACUUAGAAAGGUCAGAUUCCAGCCUCUGACUUCCUUCAGGCACAGGAAAUAGAGCUUUGAACUCCUCCCCUUCAUGCUAAUAGAUUCCAGUAUCUUUUUCCAUAGAAUCCUUCCGAUCAUCAGCUAGUGAGGAUCUACAUCUAUUUUGCUUCUAAUUGGUGGUAUUAAGCAUUUGUUGGCUUUGACUUUGCUUUAUCUUUGUCCCUAUACCUGUCGUCCCAAGUUUUUAAGUCCUUUUUUGCUGAUUGUAGCAGUCUACUCAGGCCUUGGUGCCAGGAUUUUGUUACGUUUUGGACUUCAUAGCUUAAUUUUCACUGCUCUUUGGACACAAAACAAGGAAAACGAAAACACCAGUUAGUGCUAUCUACUACCUGAGGGUGGCUCUACAUUGGCUUGGCAGUAGAGAAAUAUCCAAGUGUUUUGGGGCUAAGGAGGGGAAAAAAAACAUUUAAAUAAUUCACAUACAGACAUGUUUUUAAGAAUCAUCCAGCUAAAGCCUAAGUGGCCUUAUGCAAAUUCAAACCAUGCCACUCUGGCAUAAGUUACUUUGUUUAUUUAAAGGAUUUUGCUUCAAUUUUCAGCUUACAAAGACCAUAGGAAAAGGCAAUCUCUGCCCUCUGGCUUACAGUCUAACAGGAAAGGGGAUGAGAAUGGAAUAGGUAAAAAGCAAAGUCAGGCACCAGUUCUUAGUUACAAGGUUCUGCAGGCCAUGUAGCACAGUGGGAGGCCUGCUUCUUCCUCUCCUUCUAGGAGCCUCAGUGGUGGCAGUCGGUAGCUGCAGGGAGCAGGGAUCUCACCUGAAAUCCAGGUGACAUACAGACAUGAUGGAAAGUACCUGGCGGCAGCUGCUACUGCUUUUCCUCUUUGGUGUCAGCAUAGCUUGGCAUAAUAGGGAGACGGGCCUUUCUCAAAACUGUAUCACACUUCAGUUAAAUUUUCUUUGAAUAAUUAUACCACAGUUGAAUGAAAAAACCAGCAUAUUAGUAUAAAAGGUAAAGAUACCCCUGACUGUUAGGUCCAUUCGCGGAUAACUCUGGGGUUGCGCGCUCAUCUCGCUCUAUAGGCCGAGGGAGCCGGCGUUUGACCGCAAACAGUUUUUCCGGGUCAUGUGGCCAGCAUGACUAAGCCGCUUCUGGCAAACCAGAGCAGCGCAUGGAAACGCUGUUUACCUUCCCGCUGGAGUGGUACCUAUUUACCUACUUGCACUUGACAUGCUUUCAAACUGCUAGGUGGGCAGGAGCUGGGACCGAACAACAGGAGCUCACCCUGUUGCGGGGAUUCGAACUGCCGACCUUCUGAUCGGCAAGCCCUAGGUUUAGACCACAGCACCACCCAUGUCCCCAUAUUAGUAUAUCUUACUGCAAAUAGCCCCUUUGCUGUAUGAUGGUGGUGAUGAUACAAAUUACUCUAGCUUCCCCUCAAAGGAUAGACCUAUUCAGUGUUUGUGUCUGCCACUAGCCAUCCUAAAAGUGUUAGUCUGCUUUUAGCGAAGCAUAUAAUUCAUUUUCACUGUGAGCUAGCAUAAAGUGAGCAAUCUGGUUCUGACAGUUAAGGUGUAUUUUUUGGGGGGGGGGGGGAGAGAAAUGACAGGACGUUUCCAAUUAAAAUACAGCUAUUUCACCAGCUGUCAGACUUCAGCACCUGCUUUUAAACGUAAAGAAAUUGCCUUUCAAAGUUUCUCUUCAGCAUAGUUUUAUCUGUGGAUAUUUCCAGUCACUGUUUUUGUAUUUAAUUUAAAACUAUCAUCCAUCCAUAUUCCAAAGGCUCAGAAUGACUUGCAACACUUUUAGUAUUAACAUAAACCGUUCAAACAGAUUUGUAUAAUAUAUCAGAAUGAUGGUCACAUCUUGAAAUAACAAGUAAUCUGGGUUGCUAAUCUGAGAGGGUUCCAGGUAAUCAGCUACUAUGUAGGGAUAGAUCAUAGAUGUUCAAGCACUUUGCCCAGAAAUGCAAGUUCUCCUUCUCUGCCAUGUAGUUUGUGUGAUCACUGAAGGCAGCCCUUUGCUUCCCUUCAUGGUGCUCCCUGGCAGGUCACUGCUGCCUCUCCUAUUCUGUUUGUUGUUCUUUAGUCCCACGACAGUUCAAGAAGGACACUGACAAACUGGAACGUGUCCAGAGGAGGGCAACCAAAAUGGUCAAAGGCCUGGAAACGAUGCCUUAUGAGGAACGGCUAAGGGAGCUGGGCAUGUUUAGCCUGGAGAAGAGGAGGUUAAGGGGUGAUAAGAGAAGCAGACACGGAGCAAUGGAUCCAAACUACAAGAAAGAAGAUUCCACCUAAACAUUAGGAAGAACUUCCUGACAGUAAGAGCUGUUUGACAGUGGAAUUUGCUGCCAAGGAGUGUGGUGGAGUCUCCUUCUUUGGAGGUCUUUAAGCAGAGGCUUGACAACCAUAUGUCAGGAGUGCUCUGAUGGUGUUUCCUGCUUGGCAGGGGGUUGGACACGAUGGCCCUUGUGGUCUCUUCCAACUCUAUGAUUCUAUGACCUGUCACUGGUCCUUUUCUUACCUGCUUCAGGUUUGCAAGGCAGUCACAAUGGACAAAAAUGCAAGCCUGAGCCAGGAGUGUCCUCAGGGAAGAUGAAUGUGCUUCAUGCUUGACCUCUUGACAGGGUAGAUGGCAGUUUCCUGGGAUUGCCAUUCAGUAGGUAAUGAGACAAAUGGGAAAACUGUCUGGCUUGCUGAGCAAAUGAUGAACAUUGUGGUGACACUUUUGCCACAUGGCCAGUUGCAAUACGCAUUCAUUCUCCUGAGAUCAUCGUGUGCAAAUCAUCCUAUUCUGAUGGUACUGUAUUGCAAUAUUUUGUAAUGUAAUGCAAUUAUUGUGCUGUAUAAAUAUUUGUAAUAAGCUCUUAUAGUGGUUUACAAUUAAGAUAACCAAACAACAACAAAUACUGUAUAUAAUAUGAGCUGAAAGCAACAAUGCAGCAAUCAAAACAAACAAGGCUGAGCCAUUGUUAAUUCUCAAAGGCCAACUGAAGCAACAACAUUUUUACUUGUCUGAAAGAAAAGGUUCUCUACAAAUGAAAUUCCAUUUAUUUAAAGCAUUUUUACCAUCCUCUUCAAACUAAAAAAAGGCCCCCAGAAUUCAUAGAAUCAUAGAGUUGGAAGAGACCACAAGGGCCAUCGAGUCCAACCCCCUGCCAAGCAGGAAACACCAUCAGAGCACUCCUGACAUAUGGUUGUCAAGCCUCUGCUUAAAGACCUCCAAAGAAGGAGACUCCACCACACUCCUUGGCAGCAAAUUCCACUGUCAAACAGCUCUUACUGUCAGGAAGUUCUUCCUAAUGUUUAGGUGGAAUCUUCUUUCUUGUAGUUUGGAUCCAUUGCUCCGUGUCCGCUUCUCUGGAGCAGCAGAAAACAACCUUUCUCCCUCCUCUAUGUGACAUCCUUUUAUAUAUUUGAACAUGGCUAUCAUAUCACCCCCUAACCUCCUCUUCUCCAGGCUAAACAUGCCCAGCUCCCUUAGCCGUUCCUCAUAAGGCAUCGUUUCCAGGCCUUUGACCAUUUUGGUUGCCCUCCUCUGGACACGUUCCAGUUUGUCAGUGUCCUUCUUGAACUGUGGUGCCCAGAAUUACUAGUAGUGGAGAUACUAGUAAUAAAACCAUCUCUCCCCUCUGGCUCAGAGAUUGAAACAAAAGAAGACUCAAAAGGUAAAGGGAUUGGAUGUUCUUUCAAGAAAUAGCCUGUCAUCCUGAGCUUCCUUGAAGUGACUGUGGUUUAGGGUGUGGCCUUGCUUGAAUCUGCCGGUAAUCUCAUUGCACAUGCUGCAGCAGUAAAGGUUCAGGGGAGUCCAAGUGACACACCUGCAUGCCAGGGCAGAGGGUCCUGCUGUUCUUCCUCACAUUGGUUCCAAUUGCCUCUGGGAGGGGAAAGGCUCAGUCCACCAAAAUGGACUGGCCUGUAGAAAAAGUGUUGUCCUUGCCUUUCCCAUCGCCCCUGCUAAUUAUCUUUGGCAGGGCCUCAUCUGCUGCUGCCCCAAGUUUGGUAGCCACUGAGACACCUGCAUAAGCAGGCUGAAAUAUACCAUAUCUCCACCACUGGCAGAAUAUGGCAUCAUCCUGGCUACAAGAGACAAUGCUGUAAUUUCUCUACUGGCAAAUACAGAUGAUAGAUAGAUGGAUGGAUGGAUAGAUAGAUGAUAGAUAGCACUGCUGAGAUACCAAGGAAUACAUUAAUUUGCCCUUCACGUUAGAACAAGUGUGAUAUUUGAGAUCCAGAGUACCUGAAGCUCUGCUUGUGGAUGUGAAUGCAUCUGAGGUCCCCUGCAACAUAUUUCUUCAGGUAUUAUUUUUUUAGCUAGGCAAUUAGUGCCCCACUGGGAAGCCCUGGCAGCGUUCCAGUAAUGUUUAAUAAUGUUCAAGCUGGUCAUUUCUACUUGGCGGCAUUAUUGCCUUGAGCUAAAAUUUUCCCUUGGCCGUAAUCUGUCACCUGUAUGUGCCCUCAGUUGAAAAUUUUCCACACCAGAAAGAGAAUUAAUAGAGCUGCAGUGCUAUAGUUGCUGUCACCGUUUUAAAGGGAAGCUUCAGAAAAGAGUCAUUGCUUGCCACGUUUUAUUGGCCAAGCACGUGGAGUUAUUGCUUCUUGAAAAAUGAUACUCUGGCUUAUCAAGGCCUUUAUAAAUUACUGGACUGUGUAGCAAGCAUACUUUUUUCUGAUGGUUACUGUAUAUGAUGCCCCCCCCCAAAAAAAAUGGAAAUCUGUGGACACCCUUUCCAGAGAUUUAACCUGUCCUGGGACUUGAUGGUUAAGGGCAGAUACUAAAUUGAAAUAAUUAUAAUACGCUCCACUCUGAGAACACUUUGAUGGACAUGAAAAGGUGUUUCUGUGCAAAAUUUUCUGUCUACUCUUGAUUAUUCUAGUUGGAAAGAAGCAGAACACUUUGCAUAGCUUUAACCUAUAAACUUGCCCCCCCCCAGUACCUUCAGUAUCUCUGUCUUUCCUUUGUCCCUGCAUGAUCUCCCAACACUGACCUUGUAGCAGGUGGAACAACAAGAUUGUAAAAUAGUUAACCUAUUAAAAAAAGAUGCCAUGGAUUAAUCACUUGAUAUAUCAAGCACAGAUUUAAAAUGUGGGUGUUAAUGGAAGCAUUCAAAGAAUUUCUGGUUGUCAUUUACAUUCAUUCCUUUCUUAGGAGAAAUGGAAAAGCAAUAUACAAUAUUGACAAACUCGAGUGAUCGUUCAAACAAAUUAGGAAGGAUGUGUGGUCUUCCCCUCUAUACCUGUUGAGUUUUCCUAAUCAUUAUUUGUUCAGUUUUCUCACCCUGGCCCCAAUCCCCGGACUUGAUGCAGAUUUCUUUUAGUCUUGCUACAGAGUUUUUUCUUAAUAGAUUCAGCAGCAUUCUAACGAAUGCAUUAAAGCUGAAAAUAUUCAGAUUCUGAAUGAUCUGUGAGGCAAACUAGCAAAACCAGGCAAGUCAAUAGCUGACAUCUGUGGAGAGUCAAAUGAGGGAGAAACAAACUGCAGCCGGGUGCUGGAGGCAGUGGGACUCAGGAGUGACAGCAGUUUUGCCAGCGAUAUACUGCUGAGUGAAACCACCAUCAUGGUCUGCCUCUCAUACCAGCAGAGGGGAAAACAAUUGGCGAGGCACCGGUACAGCUUGUUCCUCCCACCGAUGCCCCAGGUCCCUAUGGCUUCCAUGAGAGCAGGAGGGGCAUGGGGAUUGCUCAGCUGGGGGGGGGGGGCGAGAGCCUUCUUGCGCCCCGGCUGGCCUUCUUGCUCGCGAGGAGGCAAACACACAGCCAGCCAGGCAGAGGGAGCCUCUCCCAUCUGCCUGGCUGGCUGCUUGUUUGCCUCCGUGGGAGCAAGUGGGUAGGCAGCUGGUCUUUUUCCUCCAGAGUUAUCCACCGGGAGGAAAGAGAUUGGAUUGCACCUCCCAGCUGAACAGUCCUGAUGCUUCUUGGGCUCAUGUGCAAGCCGGAGAAGGAUGGGGCUGCUCAGCUGGAAAGUGCGAAGCUGCUUCCUCCCUGGUGUGGUGAGGCACUGGGGUGAAACUGCCUCAGCGAUUUCACCUCCAUGCCUAGCAGUGCUGUGGUGGGAAGCAGUGUUUUGAACAUCACGGUUGAUCACCCGAUCACAAUGUUUGCCUGGCGAUAUAUUGCGAUGUGAACCUAGACAGCAUCUUAAAAAGCAGAGACAUCACCUUGCCAACAAAGGUCCGUAUAGUAAAAGCUAUGGUUUUCCCAGUAGUGAUGUAUGGAAGUGAGAGCUGGACCAUAUGGAAGUGAGAGCUUCAGUGAUGCUGUUUCUUAGGUGCCACUGUGGUCUAAAGGAUAGAGCUGAAAGAAGGCCCAGCUUCUGUCUACUGCAGGGAUGAAAAGGAUGUAUUUUGUGACACCCUUUAAACAGAUUUCACAAAGGGUACUUUACAUUAGCAUCUUAAAAAGCAGAGACAUCACCUUGCCAACAAAGGUCCAUAUAGUUAAAGCUAUGGUUUUCCCAGUAGUGAUGUGUGGAAGUGAGAGCUGGACCAUAAAGAAGGCUGAUCGCCAAAGAAUUGAUGCUUUUGAACUAUGGUGCUGGAGGAGACUCUUGAGAGUCCCAUGGACAGUAAGAAGAUCAAACCUAUUCAUUCUUAAGGAAAACAGCCCUGAGUGCUCACUGGAAGGACAGAUCCUAAAGCUGAGGCUCCAAUACUUUGGCCACCUCAUGAGAAGAGAAGACUCUCUGGAAAAGACCCUGAUGUUGGGAAAGAUGGAAGGCACAAGGAGAAGGGGACGACAGAGGACGAGAUGGUUGGACAGUGUUCUCGAAGCUACCAGCAUGAGUUUGACCAAACUGCGGGAGGCAGUGGAAGACAGGAGUGCCUGGCAUGCUCUGGUCCAUGGAGUCACAAAGAGUCGGACACGACUAAACAACAACAUAUUUCGAUGUUGAAAACCUGACAUCGCCUGGCCCUAGUGUGAGGGACACCUCAUGAAGAAGUGCCCAAUAUUUCCUCUUCUGUGUAAAAUUGCUGGUUACUAAAUCUGAGUAAGGCAGUAUACCUCAUUAUAAUAGUAAAGUACACCUCUUUUAUAGUGCAGAUCUAUUAGUAAAUACCCUAUUUCAGGUUUUGGCAAUUCAUAGUUCAGCAUAAUUUUAUUUGCGUUCUGGUCUAUUUUGAAAAGUUUGUUGAAUGUUAACUAAAAUCAUUUUUUCCCCUCAUUGUAAUGCACUGAAUUAAUGUAAUGCAUUGAGGCUGCAUGCUAAAUAUUAUAUUUGUAGUCUUUGGAAUUUUUAUUUUGCAUUUAUAUAGUGCUUUGCAGUGUUCACACAUAAACUAUGACAGUCAUUCUUACAACCACCUUUUAAGGUAUGUAUUUUUAAACCACGCCUUUGGGUGGUUGAGGCAGAGAAAUAUGGGCUAGCCUCAGACCACAAGUACAUUUGUGGCUGAGAUAAGAUUUGAAAUGAACUUUGUCGCCACUAUAAUAUGGAGGGAGAGUGAGGAACAGGAAUUCGGGGGCAGCUGGGAAACCUCAGAUGUACAGCCCUACAGAGACUCCUUUCUAGCUCCAGAAACCUACAUCAGCAGUUUGCUUUUGUCGACAGAUGGCUGCCAGAAGGCAUCCUUGCCAUUUUGCUUUGAUGACUCCAACAUAGUAUAUUUUGAUUUCAGUAAAGCCUUUGACAGGGUUCCUCAUAAUAUUCUUUUUGGCAAGCUGCUAAUAUGUGGGCUAGACAAUACUAUGAUUAGCUGGAUUUGUAGCUGGUUGAUUGAUCAUACCAAAAAAAAGUGCCAAGCAACAGCUCCUCAUCAACCUGGCCAGGGGUGGCUUGUGGGAACUACACGGCUCAACUUCUUUCUAAAUGAUUUGGACAAAGGAAUAAACCGUCAUAUUUUUUGCAGAUGGCAUCAAGCUGGGUGGGUUAGCUAGUGAAUUAGAAGACAGGAACUGAAUCCAAUAUGGUCUUGAGAGGGUGGAGAACUGGGUCAAACAAAAUUAAUUCUCUCAGAGAUAUGUAAACUUUUAGGCAGAAAGAGUCAGAUGCACAACUGGCUCAACAACAAUAGAACGCAAACUAACCAGCUCCGUGAUGCAGCAAAAAAAGGCUAAUGCAGUUCUCUGCUGCGUCCACAGAAGUGCAGUGUCCAGAUCACAAGAAGCCCAAUUGUUCUGUUGGGCUUGGUCAGACCUUACUUGGAGUACUGUGUCCAUUUCUGAGAACCACAGUUUAAAAACAUAGGCAAAUACCCAGUGGAGGGUGGCAGAUGGUGCGUGGCAUGAAGUGCUAGGAGGAAAGGAUGAAGGAGUGGAGCACUUUUGCCAUGUGUGGCUCCAGACAGUAUGGCCCAAAAGCAGCGGCUUCCAAUUACAAAACAGGAUUUCAUUUAAACAGCAGGAUGAACUUCCUUCGCGUAUGAGUUGACAGUGGAAUAGACUGCCUUGGAAAUGGCUAGGCUCUGUUUUGUUAGCCAUUUUUAAGCAGAGGGCAGGAUGGCCUCAUCCUAGGGAUGCUGUAGAUGUAGAUUUCCUGCAUUUGCAGGACUGGGUGGCCUUAGAAGCCCCUUCCAGCUUUAUUCUUAUUUGCCUUGGAAUGCAACUUUACUUUCAACAAAGCUAGGACUGUCACUGACUUUGGUUUUAUCUUGGAUACAAUGAGGCCCAGCGUGCUCCGGAAUAAGAGCUGAGAUUGCCAAUGAAAAUUGAAAUGAAACCGAUGACUAGGAGGGCAGUGGAGGGGCUGGGUGCAGCCACAAAAUGAGGAUGGCAUGUGUUGCUUUGAGAAGAUUCCCCAAGAGCUGCUCCUCCAACUUUCCCCCUUGUUGCAGCUGAUCAUUUGAUAGUGAGAUAAAGCGUUUCAUUGUUAGUUGUAUAUAUUAUAUAUGGACCCUCCGGAUACGAACUUAAAUUGUCCCGGGGGUCCAUACUUACCUGAAAAGUCCAUAUCCGGAGAUGCCGCUUCUGCACGCAGCGUGAUAGAGCACUUCUGCACAUGUGUACAUGGCAAAACCCGGAAGUAUACACUUCCGGGUUUGCCACGUUCGUAACUUGAAAUUAUGUUACCCAAAGGUAACGUAAACUGAGGUACCACUGAAUCUGUAUUGUUCAGCUAAAUAUGUGAAGUCCCGGGGAGAAAAAACUGGUGGGUUUCUCCCCCCGCCCCGCCCCCCCGACUUCUUUCCGUUUUUCCAACAGCAAAGGAAAUUUUGAAGGACACUGAAAAGGACACUGCUGUGAAAUAUGUUCCCUUUGGAAGGAAUGAAAUGCUUUUGGAAACAUUCAAAAUGUCUAGUGUGAAAUUUUUUAUGCAAGGCAGUUUUCAGCAUUGGAGAAUGGUAAUUCCUGUGUGUUCUAUGGAUCAGGGCUGGCUAACCUUUCUGGCCCAGGUGCCAACACUCUGGGGCUGCAUCCCAGCAGUGGGUAUCGCUGGCAUACACAAAUGCACUUGCUGAUACAGGGCUGCAGCUGCCAUGUAGACCAGCCGAGGUGGGGGUGAGUUCUCCCCACUCCUCAAACACCUGGGGAAGGUAUGAUUUGCAUCCCCCUGCCUGCUCCACUGCUAUGUCUUCUUCUUUCCCUUUCUGCUGCAGCUGCUGACACCAGUGGGGGCUUGAGGGACUGCAUUGGGACCCUCUGGUUGUUGACUGUGAGAACAGGACGUUGGGCUGGAUUAGCCAUUGGCACAUUGGCUCUUCUUACCUUCCUCCACCUCUGCAUUAGGCGGAUGUGAUCUACCCCCCCCCCCCAUAUACGUGAAGAAUUGUAAAGUGCUACAUAAAUGCAAGGGACGCGGGUGGCGCUGUGGGUUAAACCACAGAGCCUAGGACUUGCUGAUCAGAAGGUCGGUGGUUCGAAUCCCCGUGACGGGGUGAGCUCCUGUUGCUCGGUCCCAGCUCCUGCCAACCUAGCAGUUCAAAAGCACAUCAAAGUGCAAGUAGAUAAAUAGGUACCGCUCCGGCGGGAAGGUAAACGCCGUUUCUGUGCACUGCUCUGGUUCGCCAGAAGCGGCUUAGUCAUGCUGGCCACAUGACCCGGAAGCUGUACGCCGGCUCCCUUGGCCAGUAAAGUGAGAUGAGCGCCACAAUCCCAGAGUCAGCCACGACUGGACCUAAUGGUCAGGGGUCCCUUUACAUAAAUGCAAAACAUUGAUAUUGAUGGGAAGCAAUUUUUUAAAAUCUGGCUUCAAAACCUUGGUGGUUGGUGUGCAGAAUUUGGAUCAAUCUGUUACAGAAUCCUAUCUCAUCUGUGCUGAGUGGCUGUAUUACUUUCAGUCUUAUAGUAAUAGUGAAAAACUUUCCUCCCCCCCCCCCCCCCCUUCGUUCAGUUGUUGCAGUUGGUUGAAUCGGAUAGCUCUCGACUGGAAGCCUUUCUCAAGUGGAAGCUCCUGGAACCAGUUUACUGGCAUUGGAUGGUAUGAUUAAAUACUUGAGGGACAAGUUGUGUACAGUGGUGCCUCGCAAGACGAAAUUAAUCCGUUCUGCGAGUCUCUUCAUCUUGCGGUUUUUUCGUCUUGCGAAGCACGGCUAUUAGUGGCUAUUAACGGCGUAGCGGCUUUAAGAAAAAGGAAAAGAACUCGCAAGACGUUUCGUCUUGCGAAGCAAGCCCAUAGGGAAAUUCGUCUUGCGGAACGACUCAAAAAACGGAAAACUCUUUCGUCUUGCGCGUUUUUCGUCUUGCGAGGCAUUCGUCUUGCAAGGUACCACUGUAUUGUUUUUCUGGGGGUGGGGGAAAUGUUACACAGGUAUAUUUUCCUGGCCUUUUGUUCCAGCUGGUGAUAGCCAGCAAGAGUUCCUGCUUAAAAGGUGGAGAAGAUUAUCAUUAUGAAUAAAAACCUCAUUAAAAGCUAGGCAAUGUACAAUGCUUGCUUUAGAUCUAAGACAGUAUUUGUGGUGGAAGCUUAUGUUAAGGCCUAUGACAGUGCCUGGGCUGCCCUCUUUGCUGAUGAGAAUGUCAAAGCAGUAAUGUAAACUUGGUUCUUGUAAGUCUUGCUCCACUCCAAAACAUUCUCUGGCUCAUUUGGCACCAUGCCUGCUCUCCUUCCCUGCUAUGAUAAAUGUAACUCUCAAAUUAGGAGAUCUUGCUUCAAACCACAUGUAUUCCAUAUUUUUUGUGGACUUACGAGUAUCAGUGAAAGAGAGCUUCCUAAGAACUCCCUGUGCUGCUUAAUUUUAUCUCAGUUGCAAUGCUGGACUUUGGCUGACAGGAGCAAAGCGCCAUGCCAUACAUCUGCAGUAAUUGUAAAUGAAAGAAAUGUCUGUUCUUCUCCUUUUGUACUUUUUAAAAUAUGACAGUAUAAACGUUGCUGUAAACAAAAUGCCUUCAUUACAAACUGCAGGGCACUAAAUUUUGUGAGCCACUAGAAUUGCAGUCAGGUAGCAUUGUGGAAUUGCAGAUUUCCCUGGACAGUGUUGAAUGAUUUUAAGAAUCAAUAAAAUCCUCUUUGCAUCUGAUGAAGGCUUCAAGAGCAAAUACAUAAAUAAUAUAACCAUUCAGCACAUUUAACAGCUGCGGAAAAUAUUCCUUAAAGACAAUGUGUUGACAGAAUGAGUAUUUGGAUUCUGUUCCCAUGUAGCAAAGAGGUUAGAAAUUUUUCUAUAAAGUAGUUCAAAACCCACAAAUGCAUUUGCACUGACUUGCAUAGGAGCCGAUAACACUUUUGCGCACUGACUUGAUCACUGGUGAAAUUGUGCAACGUUUCCAGAUAUUCUAGAUUCCAGACCUGGAGCUCUUCCAGCUCUGCUCGAAUCUUUUAAAUAUUUGCAGUAAAUUCAGCUAGACAAGUUCUAUAGCAAGCAGCUGUUUUUGCAAUAUGUUAAUCAGCAAUAUAAUCCCUUAAUGCAGAAAUGGUGUAGUAUUCUAAGGUUUUUCUCCCUCUUUUUAAAUUUAGCAAGGUUAGGAAUUUUAAUUUUGGGCAAUUCUUUUUAAAGUGAUGUGUCUGUGUUUCCUUCCAACACAGCCAUUAACAAAAGGAUCAGAAGGUGGUGUGGUUUUAGUUGUUGUGACAGAGAUUUAAGAAGUCUUGCAUCUGCUUUUCUUGCAAAGUCUCUCCCGACACACACAGUUUUUUACUCUUAUGGGGUACCAGUUUCCAUUUGCAAGUGCCUAAACAAAUCCUUUUGCUAGGAAUAAGCAACUUUUCUGUAUUCUCUGAGAAUAGAAUAUGUUGCUCAAGAACUGCAUACCAUUUCACAAACAGAGGUUGGAUAUAAAGUUAACCUGGCUUGUUUAUCUGUUGCACCAGUCUCUAGACAAAUGUGGCAAUAAGUUCCUCAUUAAGAAAAAUUAAUACAGCUUUGGAAUUCCCCUCCUUCCACCUUCCAGGAGACCCUUUUCAGUCCUGAAACAGAAGAUGCAAAACCCCACAACACAUUUAACAAGGACACUAUUUUGCCAAGUGCUGAUCUGUAUUGUUACGGCAUUAAGAGAACAAUUCAAGAACUGGACAGAUACAGGAAAGAUCUGUUGACUCUAUAUGAUGGGCUGGGUGAGCUUAUAGCCUACAGGAAACUGAGCUGCUGUGGAACGGUAAGGGUUGAUUUGGGGGCCUGUUAGAAAUCUAGACAGAUUGAUAUCAUAAAACUAGACUGAUUGAUUUCAGAACUCUGUAUUUAUGUUUUUAGCCUGUUAAUAGAAAUCGUAACAAUAUGCCUGGGGUCCUGUUUAUAAAGACAACAAGGGUUUCAUUGAGCUCUGUUAAUUAACUAAGACUGACAAAAUAAAACUCUGUUCUCUCAUUGCUCUUUUAGAGCACAUAUUAUCAGCUGAGUUGUCCUUUCCUCUUCGCAGGUCCGAGCAAGAGAGCAGGAGGAGCUAGGAGAGAGCGAGUUUUGCAUGGCUGUCAAAAAAACACAAGACGUCGUGGAGCUGAAGCUGUCUGAUCUGAAUUGCCACAGUAGUGGCAAUAGAAUCGGUGCGAUGCAUGGACCAUACAGACUUGUAUUUAAAAGCAAGUGUUUAAAGACCAGCAAAACGGUCAGGUCAGCAAAGCCCCAGAAAUCCAUCGCAGAAGGUGCAACAGCAACAGAUGUGAUCAGGGAUCUGAGAAAAAAAGAAGCAAGGCUGAAAGCAGAGCUGAAGCGGAGACAGGAAGAAGGCAGGCAGAAGGCUUAUGAAGCUGCCCAAGGACUCGGCCAGGUGCUUUGCAUCCCACCCAUGAAAAGAGCACAAACCAGAGAUGCCGACUGAAUAUAGAAGUUGGUGCUGUUCAUUAGCUUUGAAGGGACAGUCUUGGGCCUUUCAUGAGGCUGUUGUCCAUGCCUGUUCCUAUCUUCUAGGAGCAACUAUGUUGUCUAUGAUUACUGUGAUUUUUUGCAUCUUGGGUUUUGCUGUAGAAUGAGUGUGUGUGUGUGUGUGUUAGAGAGAGAGAGAGAAUAAAAUUAAUACUACAUUUUUAAAUAUAUAAAUGUGGUUUUUCAAAUUACAGUUUUACAAUCACAUAUCCAGCAUAAAUACAAGAUUCCAAAGAAUCUCCUGGACUUCCCUUAUCCCCUUUGUGGAUCUUACUGUUAGUCAUUUCCUCCUACAUAUUUUAUAAUAAUCCAAAUCUUUUACAGCUGCAUUAUAUCCAAAAUUCACCAUUAAACUACAAGUGUUAUUCCAAUCCUGCUAACAAUUUUAUCUGCUUACAAUGGUUUUGUUAAAAAUUUUCCCCAUUCUUUAUUUAAAUUUUGGUCUUCCUGAUUUCUGAUUCUUCCGGUCAUUUUUGCCAUUUCGGCAUAAUCCAUCAACUUAAUCUUAAGCAGAAAAUUAAUAUUACAUUUAAUUAACUACUUAAUUGAUAUAAUGACUGAAUUAAUGUUAGCAGCGGUCUGCAGGCAGGAGUUCCCUUUACUUUCUCGUGUGUGUAUCUGUCAUUCAGUGCUCGGUUUCAGUGGAGAUAAAGCAGCCCUCAACCAGGCAGAGGGCACUAAAUUGCCGUGUUAAAUAUACAGACAAGAGGUGUUAGUUGUAAAAGAAGGGGUGGGUACCAUAAGCAGCUUUGCUUAAACUAAUGUAAAGUUUUGUUGUCGUUUAGUCGUGUCCAACUCUGCGUGACCCCACGGACCAGAGCAUGCCAGGCACUCCUUUCUUCCACUGCUUCUCGCAGUUUGGUCAAACUCAUGCUGGUAGCUUCAAGAACACUGUCCAACCAUCUCGUCCUCUGUCGUCCCCUUCUCCUUGUGCCCUCCAUCUUUCCCAACAUCAGGAUCUUUUCCAGGGAGUCUUCUCUUCUCAUGAGGUGGCCAAAGUAUUGGAGCCUCAGCUUUAGGAUCUGUCCUUCCAGUGAGCACUCAGGGCUGUUUUCCUUAAGAAUGAAUAGGUUUGAUCUUCUUGCUGUCCAUGGGACUCUCAAGAGUCUCCUCCAGCACCAUAGUUCAAAAGCAUCAAUUCUUUGGCGAUCAGCCUUCUUUAUGGUCCAGCUCUCACUUCCAUACAUCACUACUGGGAAAACCAUAGCUUUAACUAUAUGGACCUUUGUUGGCAAGGUGAUGUCUCUGCUUUUUAAGAUGGUAAUGUAAAGUACCCUUUGUGAAAUCUGUUUAAAGGGUGUCACAAAAUACAUCUUUUUCAUCCCUGCAGUAGACAGAAGCUGGGCCUUCUUUCAGCUCUAUCCUUUAGACCACAGUGGCACCUAAGAAACAGCAUCACUGAAGCCCUUUGGAAGGGGCCACCAUUGAAGAUGGGAAGUACUGGCAACAAUGAGCAUGGCCGUGAUCCAUUGGUUUCAGUGGAUCCAUUCUGAGUAUGACUUGGUUGGAUGCCAUCCGUCGCUUUUAAGUUCAGGAAGAAGACCUUUAUCCCAACUGUGGAAGUGGCAUGUCAGGCAGCAGAGUGUGAUCAUGUUUAACAUCAUAUAAAUAGGCUGUUUUAUUUGCGUUGGUUCUGUGGGUGUCCUCAAGAUAGUACUUUCCUUGCAGUAGCACUGAAUGUUGGGGAAAUGAAGACAUAUUUUUUUUCUACUGGGAAGAUGGAAUUCAUUCUCUUAGUAGUGUAUCCAGUAUUGUGAAUGCUCUGCAAAACGUGGUCCCAAAGCAUUCUGCACACACACCCAUACACACCAGUAAUGAGAUAUUAUGCUACUGUUUGUAGACUGGAGCAGUUGUAAAUAUAACAUUAAAAUGAAAGCUCCUUAAGAACAAAAGAAGCUUAAAGUGCCUUAGAAGUGAACAAAGAUAACAGAUACAGUGGUACCUUGGUUCUCAAACUUAACCUGUUGCAGAAGUCCCUUUGACUCCUGAAACGUUCGAAAAUCAAAGUGUGGCUUCCGAUUGGCGCCAGCGCCCCAGAAACAAUAGCUGACAGCCACAUCAGAUGUUUGGCUUCCGGAAAACGUUCUAAAACCAGAACACUUCCGGGUUUUCAGCAUUCAGGAGCCGAUUUGUUUGUCCAUUAAGCCAUUCGAGAACCAAGGUUCCACUCAGGGCAAGAAGCCUAGAAUAAAAUUUAAAAUACUAACGGACACAAAGGAAAGAGGUGGAUUUGCCCUGCCAGACCUUAAACUUUAUUAUGAAUCAGCAGCUUUUUGCUGGCUGAAAGAGUGGCUACUUCUUGAAAACACAAGACAUUUUGGAUUUAGAAGGUUUUAAUAAUGUAUUUGGAUGGCAUGCAUAUUUGUGGUAUGAUAAGGUCAAAGCACAUAAAGCAUUUAAAAAUCAUAUUGUCAGGAAAGCAUUGUUUAAUGUCUGGAUAAGAUAUAAGGACCUACUUGAAAAUAAAACCCCAAGGUGGUUGUCACCGAUGGAAGCGAAGGCUCAGAAAAAGCUCAAUAUGGAGGCCAAAUGGCCGAAAUAUUGGGAAAUUUUGGAACAAGAGGGAGACAAAUUGAAACUGCAGAGUUUUGAAAAACUAAAAAUAAAGUGCGAGAUUGGCUUCAUUAUUAUCAGAUAAUGGAGGCAUAUAAUUUGGAUAAGAAAAUUGGCUUCCAGGUGGAAAAAUCAAAAUUGGAAACAGAACUGUUAGACUCCAAAACCAAGAUUUUGUCAAAGAUGUAUAACUUGCUGUUGAAAUGGAAUACUCAGGAUGAAACGGUGAAAUCUGCUAUGAUUAAAUGGGCACAAGAUGUUGGACAUAACAUAAUGAUGGCUGACUGGGAACAGUUAUGGACCACAGGUAUGAAGUUUACGGCAUGUAAUGCCUUAAGAAAGAAUAUUAUGAAAAUGAUUUACAGGUGGUACAUGACACCAGUCAAGCUUGCAAAAAUCUAUCAUUUGCCCGAUAAUAAAUGUUGGAAAUGUAAAGAAACUGAAGGUACAUUCUUUCACCUUUGGUGGACGUGCCCAAGGAUUAAGGCUUUCUGGGAGAUGAUUUAUAAUGAAAUGAAAAGGGUAUUUAAAUAUACCUUUCUGAAGAAACCAGAGGCCUUUCUCCUGGGCAUGGUUGGCCAAUUGGUGUUAAAGAAGGAUAGAACUUUCUUUAUGUAUGCUACAGCAGCAGCAAGAAUACUUAUCGCAAAGUAUUGGAAGACACAAGAUUUACCCACUCUGGAAGAAUGGCAGAUGAAGGUGAUGGACUAUAUGGAACUGGCGGAAAUGACUGGCAGAAUCCGAGACCAGGGAGAAGAGUCGGUGGAAGAAGAUUGGAAGAAAUUUAAAGACUAUCUACAGAAAUACUGCAAAAUUAAUGAAUGUUAGAAUGAUGUUGGAUUGAAGUUAAGUGGUUUUUAGCAGCAAUGUUAUAAAGGAAUAUGUAAAAAUGGAUUGUUAACAGGUGAUAAUCUGAAGUUAUAAUAUAUUAAGAUAAAAGAUUAAGAUAAAGUCAAAGAGGGAAAGAAUUUGCUGAAUUAACUAAUUUGAACUGGAAUACAAAAAAGGGAGGUGUGAGGAGGUCAGGGAAACAAGCAAAUGAAAGAUAAGAUAUGGAAAGACUGAUCUGUUUUUUAACUGUUUUUAUCUUGUAUUUUCAUUUUCUAUUUUUUUCUCUUUUUUUCUUUCUUUUUUCGCUUAUUUUUGUAAUAUGUUGAAACUUUAAUAAAUAUCUUUUUUU